Lottia gigantea (owl limpet) is the source of this 1309-nucleotide messenger RNA. RefSeq lists its product as hypothetical. The transcript is spliced from 7 exons. The record is from RefSeq and is a predicted model, not a curated record. Lineage: Eukaryota; Metazoa; Mollusca; Gastropoda; Lottiidae. Bases 76 to 1044 code for a protein of 322 amino acids.
UUCUGAGAUUGAGUCUUAAACAAAUUUGUAUCUUUAAGUCUUAUCAAGAAAAACAACAUAAACCUAUAAGGUAUAAUGGCAGAUGGUGGCGAUAGAAGAAUGAUUCCAAAAGAUAUGAAAGGAUUAUUGAGAAUUUCUAGUGAAAUAGCUGAUCCCAGUAAUGCAAAUAAAACAAGUGAAGAAGUUAUAACUCAAAUGGAUCCUGAGAGAAAGGAAUUUUUAGAAAAGGCUUUGUCUGAGUUAAAUACGGAUCCAGUACAAAGAAUGAAAGCCUGUAUUCAUGUUAUCAAAAAUACUGAUGAUUCUGAAGAUGGUGUAGAUACAAAAUUAUCUGCUCUAGAAGAAAUAUUAGAUUGGUGUGGUCAGAUAGAUUUUGCUAUUGAUUUCCAUAAAAUAGGAGGAUUUGAAAUAUUACCACAAUUAUUAAACCAUGAAGAGUCAGAGUUAAGAUGGAAUUGUUUAGAAGUUAUAGCAGAAAUAGUACAGAAUAAUCCCUAUUGUCAAAAAGCAGUAUUAGAACAUGGAUUGAUGCCAGUGCUGUUGAAAAUGUUAGAUACAGAUUCUAACAAUACUGUUAAAACUAAAGCCUUAUAUGCUUUAUCUUGUUUAGCCAGAGAUGAUCCUGAUAGUCAGAAGAAAUUUGUAGAACUCAAUGGCUUUUCUUACUUAAUGAGAGCUAUGCAAACUAAUGUUGAAAAAUUACAAGUAAAAGCAUCAUUUAUGUUACGCGGCAUGUGUACAAGUAAUCCUGAAUUUAAAGAUACACUGUGUGAUAUUGGAAUGGUAGAACAAUUAAUAGGACUCGUACAACAAGAUCACAAUCAACAACAUGAACAUAUGAUGAAUGCUUUAUUAUUACUAGUCACUAAUCAUCAACGAGCCAAACAAAUAGCUCAAAAAUCAGAGUUUAAACUUAUAGACUUCUUACAACAGAGAAUAGAGUUCUUAAAAGGCAAAGAAGAAUUUCUGGAGGAAAGUGAAUAUGCUCAACAAAUUUUAUCUAUUAUGAAACAAGAAGAGGAUACUAGUACAGCCAUCAGAUAAUAUGUACAGUGUACAAUGUGAAAUCUAGUGUACCAAGUUAAUUGAUGUCUGUACAAUGUACCAUGUGAAAUCUAGUGUUUAAAGUUACAAGUUUUUAUUGUAUAUAUAACCUUCAAUGUGCUAUUUGUUUAUUGAUAUCAUUGUGCCAGAUCUUAAGACUAUAGAAUAGAAUGAUGACAUUCCAGUAUUCAUCUUAUUGAAUCAAAUCAUCAUUGAAAUGAGCAUUGUAAUCAGAAUACAAUCAAAAUAAAGAUUUUACUUAUGU